AUUUGCGGGGGGAGGGGGGGCUUCGCCAAUUCUGCUAAAUACUGUUAAGCGAUUCGUGGAAGAUGCAGUACGGAAGUUGUCAACAAACGUUGGUGAAGAAUAGAAAGUUGGCAGGAAUCGUCGCGAUGAUAAGUACAGUGAUAUCCAGGCAGUCAAGUAUUCAACAACGUCAUCGAAAAUUUGGUUGUUUAAAGAAGUCAUGGCCUCUGCAGCAGAUCUAGCCAGCGUUGCAGCCAACGCCGAUUAUGAAUUCGAUAUUACCAACAUCAGAGAGUUGAAUUUUACGGCACUCAAGUGCAUUUCUUUCUUGACGAAUCUGGCAUCGGCGCCUGAUUUCCCAAUCGACCAGAUGGACAAAAAAGACAUGCCGUUAAUUAAACAUCCGCAUUUCUGCACAACUAUGUGGCAAAUCUCCAUUGAAUGCUUCUCAGCCCGCUCGAAAGCGCACAGUAACAUGCAAUGCAUCCAGUACAGGAUGGAAAAGGUUCCCUUAGAUGUGGAGUACGUGAAAAGUAAAUGGAAGGACGUGAACGUGAAGAAUUUUUUGCGCAAUCUCGUGGAGAAAAUGACAAAAUUAGUUGAAGAAGGAGCCCAGCUAACACAAGAAGCUUGCGAUACUUUUGAUCGAUUGAUUCAGCUGAUUGGCCAAGUCAUUGCAGCCUGCAAGGCAAGUAAGAAACGUGAAAAGGAGAAUCUAACGGACAAGAAUACGAAAAGGAAGAAGGAAAUGGAGGAAACGAUUAAGAGUAAAGUGGAAGCCAAAAUAAAAAAGGACAACGGUUUGCAGCAGGAAAUUGAAAGGGCGGAAAGAAAUCUAUGCGAAAAAAUUAAAUACUUGGAUGACAUCCGCAAAUCCAAGUUGCAUGUUUGCAUGGCAUUUCUCAGGAUAUUUGGGCACCAAGAUUGUGUUGGGUACGCCUGGCAAAUGUUAGAAGAGGCCGAAAAGAGAUUGAAGAAAACCAAAGAAGAAGCAGAGAAAAAAUACAAACGGUCCAACGAAGACAUUCAAGAGUGGCAAGACAAGCAAGUUGAAUUAAAUAAAUCCUUGGAUCAAAUUGAGAAACUUCCAACCCACGAAAAUGAUAUUCGUGUUCUCGAGUUGUUGCGUGACAAUUGUUUGGGCAUAAAUCGUUACUUUAAUCAGAUGAGAAACUACGCUACUGAUGUAACACUUCCAAGACUCACUGACUUUUCAACCCAAGUCGAGAAUGUAGAAAGUAAUGCCAUUCCAAUUGACGAACUGGAAGAGUCCCUUGGACUGACGUUGGAAUCCUGCGCCAAGACGCAUCACUUGGCUAAAAUGUACUUCCAAUGCAAGACACAUCUGCGUGACGAUGAAACGUCUGUUGACAUUAAGGAACUGUUUAAGGCCACCGAAGGUGAUAUUGUAAAUGUAGGAAAAAUGUGAGCGCAUCCCAGCAUAUGGAAAUGGUUGCCCAAUGCCCAUCCGAGUCGAGUCCUGUGUCGCCCUACCCUGAAUUACCCUACCUGAAAACACAAACCUGGAACUCUUGUCCAACGCAGACGUAAAGACGAGAAUUAAUUUCACAUCGAUUUCCUUUUUAUAUCUGAUCACAUUACGUUCAAUUCCAUUUUUAUGAUUCUAAACAAAGAAAAUAAAAUCAAAGUUUUGCUCUAA
Messenger RNA from Daphnia pulex (common water flea), 1639 nucleotides. RefSeq lists its product as uncharacterized. The transcript has 2 exons. Lineage: Eukaryota; Metazoa; Arthropoda; Branchiopoda; Diplostraca; Daphniidae. The record is from RefSeq and is a predicted model, not a curated record. Bases 200 to 1408 code for a protein of 402 amino acids.